Messenger RNA from Anopheles bellator, 9981 nucleotides. RefSeq names its product protein unc-80 homolog (gene unc80). Gene Ontology annotation, molecular function: monoatomic cation channel activity. The coding region runs from base 1 to 9957 and encodes 3318 amino acids. The record is from RefSeq and is a predicted model, not a curated record. Gene Ontology annotation, cellular component: cation channel complex; axon. The transcript is spliced from 35 exons. Gene Ontology annotation, biological process: monoatomic cation homeostasis. NCBI's taxonomy places the organism in Eukaryota, Metazoa, Arthropoda, Insecta, Diptera, Culicidae.
AUGGCGAACACUUCGUCCACCAAUCCCAUCGACGAGGGUCUGCAGGACCUGGGCGUACCGGUUCCGGUCCAGACGUUCCUGUGGCAACAGAUCGCACCGUUCAUCCGGCCCAAGCUCGGCAAACUGCACGAGGCCAGCUGCAUGUUCUGUCAACACGCACCCGGACACCAUGAGCUGAAAGAAGCCUGCAAGUCGUUCGAGAAGGUGCUUGUCCAGAACAUCCAGUUCGGGCUGUCGCCUUCGCUUUCCUCGGCUCUGGAAUCCAUCCCAAGAUGGCGCAUCGUGCAGGCGGCCCUGCCCCACGUUAUACACUGUGCCGGAGCGUUGAUGCACAAUCGGGUCAAAGAUCUGCAAGCUCUCGGAUCAGCGGAAACCAAAAUCCUCUACACGCUACACUGGAUACUGUUGUUCGCGGCCGAAGAGUGUGCCGAUGCCGAAGCCGACAAGGACAAUGCCACCAACAACUACCUGUUUUCGAUUCCCACCAUAUCGCUGUUUGUGUUUCUGUUCGCCCCGAUCGCCCACAUGCUGAAGGAGUCGGACUUUCAAAACUUUCGCCUCGAAAAUGGGUUGAAAAUGUGGCAAGGAAUGUGGGAGUACCGUGCCCCGAAUGCGCCCUGCUUUACGGCCCCCGUCAAGCCGAAGGCUCGCAACUUGCUGAGCUCGGUCAGCACCACACCGUCACCGGAGGUUUUCUCGCCAAAGAAAAACGAAAACAUCGAAUCACCGCCCAGUAUGUCGUAUUCUGGAACCGUCAAGCACGACGAUGAGCUGUCGUUUGUGUCGUCGCCGAAGGAUUCCGUCUUUCCGGAAACCAUCCCCGAGGAAGCGUCCAGCGUCGAGGAGGAACGGGUCGUUAUCUUUCGGCUGCCGAUGGAUGGUGGAGCGCCGGACCCGUCGUACUAUACGGCCGAUGCGAGUUUGCUUCACCAUGGUGCCAAGUUCAAUAAGCAGCCCCACCAAACGGCCAGCAGCAGUGGCACCACCGGUCCAAAGCCACACCCUCUGCACGACGCCCGGCACGACCACCAUCGAGGCGAAGCGACGAGCUUUGACUUUGACAAGAUCGACACGUACAGUGUAAGUUUGGACUCAAAACCCAAGACUAGCUCCUCCACAGAACGGGAGUCUUUUGAUACGGACCCGAAGUUGUCACAGACCCACAAGUGUGAUGUGGUGGCGGCCACCUUCCUGGAUGUGGCAGUCCUGCGUUGCCUUUUCAUUUCGCACUGGCAAGAGGAAGGCGUUUACUGGAGCCUGCAUUAUCUGUACAAUAGGCUGCGCGAUAUAAGCGAAGAAACGUCAGUUCUUCCAUCGCACCCGAGAAGACGAUCGAAUUCGUUGCCAAUACCGCAGAUUGAGAUUUCGCUCUAUCAAGGGCCCACGAGCAGUCGCGAUAGCCCUAGUAUCGGGUCGGUCAACAAGGACUACAUUGAGAUACCGGAUCCACCGAUCAACGCCAUGCUAACCGACUCGCUGUGCUACACGGCGAAGGUUUCAUCCGAGGACAGUUCCCUUGGACCGAUGACCGAGCGUAAGGGCAGUGAGAAGAAGCGUCGCGUAAAAAUGGCUGAUCUGCGCACCCUCAUCGAAACACGCAUCUUAUCCAAAUCCGACCGGGGACUGGAAAAGAUUGGGCUGGAUGCGAACAGCAACGGAAAGCGGCUGCAGCAAAUGGAAUGUCACCGAAGUUUGGACACCGGCGAACGGCAACUGUCCCGCUCGGCGUCGAUGAUCUCACGGACACCAUCGACGAAUCUGGUUAAAGGCAAAAGUAUGCCAAGUUUAAGCUGUCUCAUUGAUGGCGGAUUGCAUCGUGCCAUCGAGCCAGCGCCGAAAAUCAUCCGGAACGUGCAAUCGAGCACUCAGUCGCGGCAAUCGAGCACCACUCCUAAGUACCCCAUCAUUACCGUCACCGAGCACACGCCGACACCAUCGCCGGACUUUAUGAAACGACAGGGUUCCAUCGACUCGCAGCUGGACGCGCUCAGUGCCGGGGGCAGCACCGGAAUCUUCAAGUCACAGAUGCUCCGUUCACACACCGAUUCCCACAUCGGGUACACGUGCGUGUCGGACGAAACGGAAGCGCCCGGGUCCUGUUUCUACAUCACCAAGGAGGGCACCAUCGACUACGAGGUCGUCCUGCUGGCCGUCCACUGUGUGUUCAAGCGGGACUCGAGCGUGUGUACGCUGCGCGUUCUCGAGGCGGGCCUAAACAUUUGCGAAAUCCUGAUGGACCUCGGUGUGCUGAAGCUGGGCGAUCAUGCCCACUCACUUACGGUCGGCAUUGUGAAGCGCGCCUUCAUGCACCUGGGCUGCCCGCAUGGGUGUAACGAUGCAAACCGCGGUCCACCAGCGGAAGUGCUCAGAACCACGUGCAACUCCGUGUUGUCGCGACUGCUGCGCCAGAACAGCAAGCUGCUGAAAAGCAAUCUGCGAUCGUUCAUCAAGGAAUCGUCCAUGCACGAGGUGACCGACUUCUUCCAUGCGUAUCUGGGCUUCUGUGUGGAUCCCAGCUCGCUGCUGUCCCCGCUAAACCAUAAGAGAUCAUCUGGCAUAAAAUCGUUGAACCCUGACUUUGGCGGUAUAUCAGGCGGCCAGGGCGGUUACGCGACCAACUUCGGGAGCGGUCUGACCGGCGGCACCGAGAGUCCGGUCAUCGCGGCCGUCUUCAAGACGCUGGCGACCCGGUUGGUGCGUUCGCUGAAGGAGCUCAAAUCGCAGGACAACCUGGCUCUGUACAGCGACGUGCGUCAACUGAUCACCUACGUCAAAGGUGCCCACGGUGGCCCGUUCCGGGUCGUGGCGCUCAGCGGCAUUCUGGCCGUGACGCCGCGGCCACACAAGCAGGCCCCGAACAUGCAGACCACGCGGGUUAUACGCCACCUGCCCACGAACGACAUUCAGCUGCUGCAGCAGGAUGAGAAGGCGCAGCGCAAGCUGUUGUUCAAGAAGAAGAGCACUUCUUCGACGUGCGUCAUCGUUCCUUUCCUGUUGCAGCUGUUAGAGACGGAGGGAUUCGAGGAACCGGGGUACCGGGCUAGUCAGAGCCCGCUGAGUAAUCCGCGACGUAAGGGGCCGCAAGUGCGGCCCACGCUAACCCCCCGGCACAGUGAGCGUGCCCUUCUGUCUGAUUCUACUUCCAGCUCCGAGCGCAACUCGGUCGGCCGGCUGACGGGCAUCGUGCGCUGGUUCCGUCGCUCCAAGGACCGCGAUUCCAUCGACCUCGAGUCGGGCAUCAUGGGCGCCAGCGGUAGCGAGUCGAUGACGAACUUCAUGCGCAAGGGAUCGCUCAACUUCCAGACGCGCUCGACCCGCGCCACCGAAGGCAUCGGUCGCUCGAUCCAGAAGGCAAAACGGCGUGUGGAGCGCCGCCUAAAUCGACUCGGUAUCGGCAAGGGCAAGAAGAAGACCGGAGGAACCGAGGAUACGGGUGGUGGAUAUUUCAGUCGCCGGAGCUCCCUGGACAUUAGCGAUGGACCACGCGAGUCUGAGGUGGUGGUGCUGAAGGAGCGCAGACUCAUUCCGACCCUGCCGGUGCGGGAAGGGAUGGCCAGGUUUGCUCUGCUGCUCGAGGUGUGCGCCCCCGGAUCGGUACCGGAUCCAGCGCUCGUGACAGCCCUCUUGGAUCUGCCUCAAGCCCCAAUAGUGGCCAGAGCAGCAUUUCUCAUCGAGUGUGCCCACUUCGUGCAUCUGUGCAACCGCGGACAGUGGCCAUCGUGGAUGAAGCAAAAUCUGCCCGUAUUCAGACCCUCCGGACCGGCGAUGGGUACCCGUUCGGCAAUGGCUGCCGGAACACGUCGGGCACACGUCCUCCAGCGGGUGGCAGGAAAAAUGUUCCAUCAGUGGGGCGAAGCGCUUGGUGCACGUCUGAAUGAGAUGAUCAAUAACGAGAAGCAAAACGCGGACCAGCUAGCCGCCAGUUUGUUGGAUGCGGAGAAACAGAAACAGUUGUUACAGCAGGACGAAGAGGAGGAUUUUUUGGAUGAAACAAGCGUCAAUCCGCACGGCAACGAUUGCCCACCGGCUCUCAAGCUGAUCGCUUGUGUGCUUUUGCUGGAAAUUACGGCGUUCUUGAGAGAAACUUACCAAACGUUGCCGAAGGCGUCGCGUUUGUCCACCAAAGAGAAGCACGCCCCGUGGGAUAAGGUGUCUCGGGGUGACACCAAUCGACGUUGGUCGAUGGCUCUCAGCUCGAUGGGCCAUUCGCAGACAUCGGCCCAAAGCCUGCAGUCAAUUGCCGGCCAAACGGAGCGCAAGAUCUCGUUCGUCCUGCAGGAACCGGAUAACGAGUCGGAAAAUAGUAGUAAUACGACCCUUACGAUCCAGGGAGAGGAAAAUGUUCAGCAAGGAAAGCGCACUCUGGCAUCUCGUAAUAUUUUGCUUCGCCGUGGUACCUCAACUACGCCCGCCGGUGGUUCCUUCAAGCGCCGGUCCUUGAAGCUUCGCAGAGGGGCCAAGGAUUUGAAGGAAGUGGAAAACGAAUAUCCGGUUCGUCGUACCGAUUCCAUUCAAUCGAAACGGAAGGUCUCUUCGCUGUCCGACAGAAGCGAUAACUCGGAACCGGGACAGAUCAGCGGCGGAGAAGAAUCUCCAGGCAUUUUGAGUGACGAUCAACCUCCGGAGUCUCCGUGCGAUUCCAAUGAUUCGGACGAGACGACGAAAAAUUUGCCGUGGCUGAAGGCGGUAUCAAAUUUUCUUGGGUCGUUCAACUACUACUGUGAUCAUCAGAAUUUUUGUCAUCCACACUGCUACCGCCGGCACAUGCGAGCGGCCGCCAAGCUAAUUCGUGCCAUUCGUAAGAUUCAUGGCGAUGAGUUUGGGGUUAGUGCUUCUAGCUACGCCCAACCGAAUGAGUCCGCGAAAGGAACAACGAGACGCGACCGCUCGAAGCAGGUCCGCAAAGUAUCUGAUCAAAGCUCGUCGCAAACUUCGCCAUCAAAGCGCAAAGACAGUGUCACGAAGCGAGAUCGCAUCGUACUGCAAGACGAAUCGGAACCGAACACUUCCCAGUACUCAACGUUUAUUCACGAGCCGAAGCAGCACCAGGAGGAUCCGCCGGUGUUGAAGUACAUCAAAAAUCAAGUACGCGAUGUGUUCCACUCGACGAUUGCAUCGCUCGUCAAGGGAGCGGCCGUCCUAACGGAGGAACAGUUUGUCGAGGUCAUCCCCAUUGCGUGGGAAUUACUGCUGGAAACCGAUCAGGAAGUGUCGGCGGCUUCCGCUGCGCUGUUCAUACUGGCCUCGGUGAAGGCACCGAACACGGCCACCGACAUUAUGCAGCGCUCGCUGAAGAACAAGUGCCCCAACACACGCAUCCAGGCGAUCCUGCGCUAUCAGGUGCUGUGGAAGAACCGCUUCCAAGUGUGGCCCCGGAUGGAGGAAGGAGCGCACCUCUCGUUCAAGGUGCCACCACCGGGCAUCGAGUUUACGCUGCCCUCGCCAAAGAUAGGCAUCGAGAGCCUCCCGGUCGUCGAUCCGCCCUGGAUGCCCAGACAACAGAACAAGGAUAUGGAAGUGACAUUGAACCAAGAGCGACACCGAUCGCUGGUGACUGCGACAAAAACGCGAAAGAAGCAGCAAACGGAAGCGAUCCGGCAUGCGAUGAUUCAGCAGGAGGACAAACAGCGCUCGGAACGGCAAAGUUUCCUCAUCACCACGAUCCCCGUCACGCAGCAGGCGGCACACGAGCCCGGGCUUGAUCAUGGACCUGCCGAGGAUCACGUGGAGGAGGAGGAAGAUGGCACCCGGUCGGCGAUACACAUGCACGCGGCCCACUCGCUGUUCCCGUCUUGCCUCUGCUCGUCCGUAAUGCAGAUCGUGGCAUGCUUGGAUGACGCGGCUGUCAACUCGGACGGCUGCGCGGUCUACGAGGUGGCCUACCAAGUGAUCUGGAUCUGUCUCGUCGAAGAUUCGGCCCUGUUUCUACGGUACGUGCUGGAGCGCCUGACGCGCGAUCAUCAGGAUCAGAUGUUCAAGCUGUUGCGCCACCUGAUACGGUUUGUGCCGAGGUUGCCGCAGCAGGCGGCUUUCGCCCUGUACAACUACAUCAUUGGCUACGUCAUGUUCUACGUACGAUCGACCCACGAAUGCAGCCAGCAGCUCGUCGGUUCCGCACUGUCGGUCCUGUGGAUGGUGGUCCACAGUGUCCACGGCAUCAUGUUCAAGGACUUGAAACAGAUUCUGCGCAAAGAACAGUGCGAUGCUUCGAUACUGCUGACGGCGAACGUUCCCUCGGCCAAGAAGAUCAUCGUGCACGGUCCGGAAGACGAGGGUGGCAUACCGUCUCAGUUCCCGGUGCAGGAGGAUACGCAGUUUUCGCAGCUUCUUAACGAGUCGUUGGACUUUUUCGGGAUCGACGAGAAGAAGCAUGCCCAGCACGUCCUCGUCGACUACAAGAGCCACCAGAUCCUGAACCCGAACUGGUACGUGCGCGAUCUGUACUUUUUCAAGCGCUCGCAGUACCCGCAGCUCCGGCUGGUCGAGAUGAAGACGGAGGACUCGUUCAAUGCGCUGCAGCGCCAGGAACUGUGCAAAAAGUUUGUCGAAAUCGGAAAGGUCCACCUGACGUGGGCCAUUCUGAAAAACGUUGACAUGGUGGUGCAGCGGGUCGUGUUUCUGCACGAGGAGCUGAUGAAGCUGCCCUCCUUCCCGCGGAAGGCGCUCGAGGUGGACCUGGACCUGCACCAGGGCGGCGAACUGGGCAAGGAGCUGCUGGGGCUCGACGUUCUCCACAAGUUCAUGUGGGUCCGGCUGAUAGCGCGCAUGUUCGAGGCGAUGGCCGGCAACUUUGCCUACUCGGCUGACAUCCAGUUGUUUCUCAACGUGCUGUCCGGGGCCGCCCUGCUACACUCGGAGGACGCGUGCAUCAUGCGUUACGUCACGGCUACGUUCAUCAACGCGGCGUCCAACUUUAAGAACAUUUUCUCCACCAACGGCUACUUCAUGAUCAUGCCGGCCAUGCUGCAGGUGUACUCGCUGCACCAGACGAACAAACUCGUCACGACCACGAUCGAGUACGCGGUGAAGCAGUUUUAUCUGCUCAACCGGAAGCCCUUCAUUCUGCAGAUGUUCGGCUCCGUGUCGGCCAUCCUGGACACGGACGAGAGCGGAACGUACGGCGAGGCGCACAAGGUACAGUCUAGCUGUCUCUUCAAUCUGCUGCUUAGCCUCGAGACACCGUCCCCGGAUCCGCUCAACAUCGCGGAACUGGUGAAGGAACCGAAGCCACUGAAGGCCAUCGAUUUCUGUUACCACGACGAGGACGAAAUGGUCACCGUGCUGGACUGCAUCACGCUCUGCGUGAUGGUUGUGUCGUACUCGGCCGAGAGCACCCGUGGCUACCAGAUGCUGAUUAUUUUGGAAGCCAUUCUCCCGUGCUACAUGCAGCAGAUACAGUCCUCGUCGUACAUUCCGCUCGAGGGCAAAUGCGAGCGAGACAUCAUCCUACAGCUGGCCGUCACUAUCCGCACGAUGGUCCACAACUGCGAGGGACUGUCAAAGAGCUACAACGGACCGUUCCGGAACAGCCCUGAGCACAAGGGAUCCAGCCAGCGGAAUUGCUCCCGCGGGCCGCCGUGUUCGCCGGGGCUGGACUACGACGACGAGUCACACGCCAAGUACGUGAGCGAUAUCGGACGCUCGAAGAUACUGAACGAUUCGGUGGACGAUUCCGAAACGAUUCGCGAGUAUCGCCGCCCACGAGACGUGCUGCUGUCGGUGGUCGGUGACUUCAUCAUCUCGGCUUCGACGCGCCUAGCCGAGCUGGCCCGCAAGCAGGGCGAACCGAAGCCGACCGAGCUGCUGGACGUCAAGUGUCACGUGCGGUUGGCCGAAAUCGCCCACUCGCUGCUGAAGGUGUCCCCGUACGACCGGGAAUCGAUGGCCUGCCGCGGGCUGCAGCGGUACAUGCAGUGUAUCUUCCCGCGCGCCGAAUGGGCCGACGAUCACGGCAUGAAGCCCACGCUCGUCACGAUCCUGCGCCGGCUGGACAAGGUGUUUCUGAAGAUAUCGAAGAAGUCGUCCGUGCGGCGCAACACCAACUGGGAGGCGGCCGCCGGUUUGCUGAAGGGCGUCUCCGAGGCCAUCAUCCGCUACCCGCACAUACUGCACUGGCGCGAGAUGAAGGCCCUGCUGACGAACGUGCAAAACCUGAUCGUCAACGAGCCGGGAAAUUUCCCGGAAGGGGUGUCCGGUGCCGGGGCUGCCCUCAUGUCCAAGAGUCCGCCCGCCUUCUUCUGCUCGAACGUGGUACGCCUGGUGGCGCUGCAGGUCGUGAGUCCGGUCGACUCGCUGUCGCACGGCCUGGAGCAGAUCUGUGGUGGGAGUGCCGACUUCCCGACGCAGGAGAAAGCUGAAGGCUUCCUGAUGCACCUGCUGAUGCCGCUGUGCCUGAAGGUGUGCAGCGGUCGCGGCAUCUCGGACGUCGGUGAACUGAAGCAGUCCGACAUCUCGUUCCUGGUGACGGCCGUCCUGAACGCGAUGAGUCCGGUCGCCGGCCGGACGGCACAGUCCGGCAUCCAGGCGAACCGGACCGGCGCCGAUCUGCGCGCCGGAUCGCUCACGUUCACCGGCAGCCGAGAUGCGAAGCGACCGGCCAAGAUAUCGAGUGCUUUAUAUCAGGCCACCUUCCUGGCGCUGCGGGUGCUGUGCAUUUGCUUCGAGACGCGCCUCUCGCACGAAUGGCCUCGCAUUGCGCGGGUUAUGCGCGAUCUCGGUAGGCGCAACGAAGCCGCACCGGAACUGUGGAGCUUCCUGGAGUUUGUCGUCACCCAGCGCACACCGCUCUACAUCGUGCUGAUGCCAUUUAUUCUGCACAAGAUUUCGCAACCACCGAUCGGUGAUCACGAGAGACACAUGCAGUUCCUGAUCCGCGAGCGUAUGCGUGGAACGCAACCAUCCGGAGGCACCAAAUCGCGCGGUGCCAUCCUGCUCGAGUUGUCGCGCGAAUUGCGCGAACUACGGGAAGAGCUCGAAAGCAGACGCUACGAUCGUGACAUGUCGACGGAGACAUCGAAACGGGACAUGCCGAAUGUGCCGGCGGCCCCGGAACAACCGGUACGCCACCAGCAGCGCCCGUCUCUGAUCUCGAUGCUGACCGGGGUUCCACCGCCCACCAGUCUCCUGUCGGCGCUGCAGCAGGACGCACGCAGCGGAACGGGUAUCUGCACGUCCAGCGACACCCUGUCCCAGCAGACGCUGCAGGCACCGAAAGGCGAAUCACUGUCCAGUUCCACCACAACGACUACCAACAACAGGGACGCCGGGCUGCUCGCCGACUCCCAGAGUGCCGAUCUGACGCUCACGUCCUGCACACUGGCCGAGGCCGGUUCGGUCGACCUACAGGCGACGCCGGGCAGUCAGGGGGUGCCUGUCAUCGGUGGUGGCAAUAUCCCGCACCUGUCCCACUCCGUCUCGCUCCAGGCGUCGGCCGCCAAAACGCAGCCCCCACGGUUGCGGUUCGUGUCGUCGGUCGAGUUUAAAACCUCGUCCGGUGAAACCUCCACUACACCCCUCUCGCCCGACAGUCUGGCCGACGACAGUUCCGGCGAGAAUCACAACAAACACCGCUUGCAGCGGUCGCGUGCCCAGAGCCGCAAAACGUUCCGCAACCGACGCGGUAUGCGGUCGAACAAUUUCAUCUCGGCGGUGGCUGGUGGACCCAGCGUGAGUGUGAUCGGUUCCGGUGUGGUUGGUUCCGUCGCUGUGCCACCAACGGUGAACGAGCCGCCACCGUUCGAACCCAUCAACCGUGCCAUCGCCACACUGGGAGACCUGAGCUGGGACUCGGUGUCGCAGACUUCGUCCACCUCGGGCUACCGGGACAACUACAGUCUGCAGACGGGGCUGCUCUCGCCGGAUGGCUCCCUCUCGGGGAACGCCCUCGGGGGACGCUCGUCUUCGCAGCACUCGCUGCUGAUGCUGUUCGAGACGCAGGAUGAGGACACGCUCAUCUAAUGCGCCAGCCCUUUCGUCUACUAA